This is a messenger RNA of Molossus molossus (Pallas's mastiff bat), 1543 nucleotides long. It is a transcript of the gene ANKRD34B, whose product is annotated as ankyrin repeat domain 34B. Lineage: Eukaryota; Metazoa; Chordata; Mammalia; Chiroptera; Molossidae. Gene Ontology annotation, molecular function: protein binding. Bases 4 to 1533 code for a protein of 509 amino acids. The record is from RefSeq and is a predicted model, not a curated record. The transcript has a single exon.
AAGAUGGAUGAAGGUGUAGAAAUCUCAAGUGAUGGAAACUCCCUGAUUAAAGCUGUCCAUCAGAGCCGGCUUCGCCUCACAAGACUCCUGCUCGAAGGCGGUGCCUACAUCAAUGAGAGCAAUGACCGCGGGGAAACACCUUUAAUGAUCGCCUGUAAGACCAAACAUGUUGACCACCAGAGUGUCAGUAAAGCCAAAAUGGUUAAAUACCUGUUAGAAAACAACGCUGAUCCCAACAUCCAGGACAAAUCUGGGAAAACUGCUUUGAUGCAUGCUUGCUUAGAAAAGGCUGGUCCUGACGUGGUUUCCUUGCUCCUGCAGAGUGGGGCGGACCUCAGCUUGCAAGACCAUUCUGGUUACUCGGCCCUCGUUUAUGCUCUAAAUUCAGAAGAUAGAGAGACCCUGAAAGUUCUGCUUAGUGCUUGCAAGGCCAAAGGAAAAGAGGUCAUUAUCAUAACAACAGCAAAAUCGCCUUCUGGCAGGCACACUACCCAGCAGUACUUAAAUAUGCCUCCUUCAGAUAUAGAUGGGUGUCCUUCGCCAUCCCCCUGUGCCACCCCUUCGGAAAUAGACAUAAAAACAGCCUCCUCUCCACUUUCACAUUCUUCUGAAACUGAAAUGACACUUUUCGGCUCUAAAGAUCUGGAGCCCUCAGGAAGCCAUGAUGAUAGUCAGGAUCCAGGCUCUCCUGUGAGGAAGCCUGCCGUGGCCCUCAAUGGGCCCAAGCUACCCCAGGCUCCACCCUGGAUCAAGAGCACCCCCUCAUUAAUGCACCAGAACAGAGUGGCCUCUUUGCAAGAGGAGCUCCAGGAUAUUACUCCAGAGGAAGAAUUAUCCUACAAAACCAAUGGGCUGGCACUUUCCAAGCGAUUCAUCACCAGGCACCAAAGCAUCGAUGUAAAAGACACGGCGCAUUUGCUAAGAGCCUUUGAUCAGACCAGCUCAAGAAAGACAUCACAUGAUGAAAUAAAUUAUCAGUCAUUUUUUCCAGAAGGGAGUCAGCAAUGCCUUGAAAGCCCUGUUGACCAGGACCCAGACUCUAACCAGACAAUAUUGGCUUCCACCUUAAGAAGUAUAGUUCAGAAAAGAAACUCGGGGGCAAAUCACUACAGCUCGGAUUCCCAGCUCUCGGCUGGCCUCAUCCCUACCACUUUAGAAGACGGCCGAGCGUUUACAGGAAAGAAAAAGAUCCUCUCACCAUCGCCUUCCCUGUUGGCAGGGUCCAAAGAAUUGCUGGAGAAUGUCGCCCCAGGCCCUCUGAGCAGGAGAAACCAUGCGGUGUUAGAAAGACGCGGUUCCGGAGCUUUCCCUUUAGAUCACAAUUUUACCCAAAGCAGACCAGGAUUUCUGCCGCCCUUAAAUGUGAAUCCUCACCCCCCCAACGCAGAUAAUGUCAACAAGAUUUCCAACCUCCUUUCUUGUGGCCAAAAAGUGCUUAUGCCAACGGUUCCUGUUUUCCCUAAAAGUAAAAAAAUUUUGUUAAGGAGACAGUCAUUGCAAACAGAACAAAUUAAGCAGUUAGUAAAUUUUUAAGAGAUGGCUG